GGUCUCUGAGUUCAGUUGCCACAUCUCCGGGUGCUGCCAGGUCUUUGAUACACUGGAGGGCUACGAGCACCACUACAACACGCUGCACAGGAACGUCUGCUCCUUCUGCAAGCGCUCCUUUCCAUCAGGGCAUCUCUUGGAUAUUCAUAUCUUGGAGUGGCAUGACUCGCUUUUCCAGAUAAUGGCUGAGAAGCAAAACAUGUACAAGUGUUUGGUAGAAGGCUGUGCAGAGAAGUUCAAGAGGAGCAAGGACAGAAAGAAUCAUUUGGUCACCGUUCACCUUUAUCCUGCUGACUUCCGGUUUGAUAGACCGAAGAAAGUGAAAAGUGGCCCCAAGCACACGAGCUCUCCCAUGAAGCAGGGUGCUGGCGUGCCGAUGGAUGUGAGCAUGGAGACGUCGGAGCAAUUCCAAGUGGACCCCAUGGAAACAGGGCCCAGUGAGAACAUGGAGAUCUCUCAGCCUGCAGCCAGCCCCAACCCCUCAGUGCCAGAGAAACGACUCUAUAAAUCCAGGAUCCCAUCCACAAUUUGCUUUGGACAAGGUGCCACCCGAGGAUUUAAAGGACCGAGGAAGAAAGUCUGA
This is a messenger RNA of Antrostomus carolinensis (chuck-will's-widow), 583 nucleotides long. RefSeq names its product zinc finger protein 511 (gene ZNF511). Lineage: Eukaryota; Metazoa; Chordata; Aves; Caprimulgiformes; Caprimulgidae. The annotation marks the transcript as partial. The transcript is spliced from 4 exons. The record is from RefSeq and is a predicted model, not a curated record.